Candida albicans SC5314 is the source of this 1182-nucleotide messenger RNA. RefSeq names its product mRNA splicing protein (gene PRP42). NCBI's taxonomy places the organism in Eukaryota, Fungi, Ascomycota, Pichiomycetes, Serinales, Debaryomycetaceae. The transcript has a single exon. Gene Ontology annotation, cellular component: U2-type prespliceosome; U1 snRNP; commitment complex. Gene Ontology annotation, biological process: RNA processing; mRNA 5'-splice site recognition. The record is from RefSeq and is a predicted model, not a curated record. Gene Ontology annotation, molecular function: protein binding. The coding region runs from base 1 to 1182 and encodes 393 amino acids.
AUGUCACUAAUAAAUAAGCAAUGGUCGAGUAUAUCGACAGAACUAGUCCAGGACCCGCAAAAUUUUGAACUCUGGCAGAGCUUGAUCGAAGCAGCUGAAUGGAAUGAAAAACGAGGCAUUAACAAAUCAACUAGCGAGGAAGAAUUGAACGUCUUAAGAACAUCUUAUAAUUCAUUUUUAGAGAAAUUUCCAUUCCAAUUCAAAUAUUGGAUUCGAUAUGCUGAGUGGGAAUUUAAAUUGGGAAACACAUCUACUGCAGAACAGAUUUACUUACGAGGGUUGAAUACCCAAUUAAGCCAUUGUAUUGAGUUAUGGAUUUCCUAUUUGAACUUCAAAAUCAACACCAUAAACGAUAACAUUUCAGAAAUUUUACAGAAAUUUGAAGCUGCACGAGAUUUGAUUGGGUUCCAUUUCUUUGGGUUUGAAUUUUAUGAAUUGUAUUUAUCGUUUUUGGACAAUUAUAAAAAUGAUAACAAUGAAUUUGAGAAGAAAUACUACAUUCUAUUAAGAAUCAUACUUGAAAUACCUAUUUACCACUAUGGAAUUUUCUACAAGAAAUGGUUUGAUCUAAUAGAUAAUUUGUCGAAAGACGAAAAACUAGCUAAACAAAUUGCACCAUAUAUUGCCCCCGCCAACGAAAUUGCUACCCUUGCAUCGAAAAAGAACACCUCGAUCUUCAACGAAUUGAAAAAACGAUUCACCGAUGCUUACAUAGCAACACAAUAUCAUAGUUUCGAGUUAUACGAAUUUGAAAAAAAAUUGAUACCCAAGAACAAUAAGAAUCCACAACAAGAUAAUGAUUUGAGAUCACGACAGGAACUUGAUGCCUGGAUGAGCUAUAUUGAUUAUCUUGAGAUAAAACAAUACCCGAUUAAAUUUAUCGAAUUGGUAUAUUACAGGUUUUUAUAUAAUGCCAGAAACUAUCCACAAACCUGGAGUAAAUUUGCUGAUUACUAUAUAUAUCAUGCAAAAUUUAACAAGGCAAGAAAAAUUUUGACCGAUGGAGUAAAAUAUGUUGAUGAUUAUAAGUUAUUGAUAAAAUUGGUUGAUCUAGAAAUCUUUUUGAAAAACUAUCAACGAGCUAUAAACUUAUUGAUAAGUUACAUUCAAUACAAUUCUAAUGUUCCAAUUCCAAUACGUGAUAAAGUUCAUCAAGUUAAACAAUUAAUAGAUCAAAAAUGA